UCAUCUAUUUCACUAAUGGCAUCAGCAGCAGCUGCAAUCAUUAAAAUUGCAGCCCAUUCUUCUUCUUCCUCUUCCUUCGCUCUAUUCACUUCAUCUUCCAUUUUAUUAAGAUCCACUUGCUUUUCAAUCACAAAUACAAAAACAUAUCAAAACAAUCUAUUGUCUUGUGGUUUUUCCAGAAACAAAAGAAUGGCUCAUGUUAUUUCUAAGGCCACUCUUGGCCUCACUCUUCCUGCCCAAAUUGAUCACCCAAAGAUCUCUUUCUCCGCAAAAGAAACUGAUUUGGUAGAAUGGAAAGGAGAUAUACUAGCAGUUGGUGUCACAGAAAAAGACAUGUUAAAAGAUGAGAACUCAAAAUUCCAAAACCCAAUCUUAAAGAAACUAGAUUCACAAUUAGGUGGAUUAUUGUCCGAAGUAUCUGUUGAAGAAGAUUUCACUGGAAAGACUGGACAGUCAACUGUUAUUAGGCUCGCAGGUCUUGGGUCCAAACGGGUCAGCUUGAUUGGGCUUGGAAAGGGCUCCACGGGUUCAUCAACUGUAGCUUACCACAGUCUUGGUGAAUCUGUUGCAUCAGCUGCAAAGGCUUCACAAGCUAACAAUGUUGCCAUUGCACUUGCUUCUUUAGAAGGCUUAACUUAUGAAUCAAAAAUCGCCAUUGCUUCAGCACUAGCAAAAGGUACGCUGCUGGGUACAUAUGAAGAUAACAGAUUCAAAUCUGAGUCUAAGAAGUCAGCUUUGAAGUCUGUGGAACUUCUUGGUCUUGGAACUGGACCCGAACUGGAAAAGAAACUCAAGUACACUGAAGACGUUUGCUCAGGAGUAAUUUUGGCAAAAGAGCUUGUAAAUGCACCUGCUAAUGUGCUCACUCCUGAGGUACUAGCAGCGGAGGCUGAAAAGAUUGCUGCUACAUAUAGUGAUGUUUUGACAGCAAAGAUUUUGGAUACAGAGCAAUGCAAAGAAUUAAAAAUGGGUUCUUACCUUGGUGUUGCUGCUGCUUCUACAAACCCCCCAAAAUUUAUCCAUUUAUGUUAUAAACCUCCUAGUGGAUCUGUCAAGACCAAGCUGGCUUUGGUGGGGAAGGGAUUGACUUUUGAUAGCGGUGGCUAUAACAUUAAGACGGGACCUGGUUGUUCAAUAGAGAUGAUGAAAGUUGAUAUGGGAGGCUCAUCGGCAGUUUUAGGUGCUGCAAAAGCCCUCGGUCAAAUAAAACCACCCGGAGUAGAGGUUCAUUUUAUAGUGGCAGCUUGUGAGAACAUGAUAAGUGGAACGGGUAUGAGACCUGGAGACAUAUUAACUGCCUCAAAUGGAAAGACAAUUGAGGUUAACAACACUGAUGCUGAAGGCAGACUUACACUUGCUGAUGCUUUGGUAUAUGCAUGUAAUCAAGGUGUAGACAAGAUUGUUGAUUUGGCAACUUUAACUGGAGCCUGCAUUGUUGCUCUUGGUCCCUCAGUUGCAGGCAUCUUCACACCCAGUGAUGAAUUGUCAAAGGAGGUAGUUGCCGCCUCGGAAGUCGCCGGAGAAAAACUUUGGAGGAUGCCUAUGGAGGAGAGUUAUUGGGAGCAAAUGAAAUCUGGAGUAGCGGAUAUGGUUAACACUGGUGGUCGUCAGGGUGGUUCUAUUACUGCAGCUCUUUUCUUGAAGCAGUUUGUUGAUGAGAAAGUACAAUGGUUGCAUAUCGACAUGGCUGGUCCUGUUUGGAGUGACAAGAAAAAGGCAGCAACUGGAUUUGCUAUCUCGACUUUGGUGGAAUGGGUUGUGUUCAACUCUUCAUCUUAAAGCCUUUGAUAUCUUAGUAUGCCAUUUUGGUGUCUUAGUAUGCCAUUUUGGUACAAGGAAAGGAUCCCCUCAAGUUGAUCAACUUGAGAAUCAUGACCCUUGAUUUUAAUCUAAGGGUUUAGAUUCCUCCAACUUGACUGAGGGAUCUUAAUCCUUUAGGUACAAGGAAUAUUGAAAUGUGAACUAUGAGUUUUAUGAAUAAAAGGCUUCCUUGAUUGAA
This is a messenger RNA of Erigeron canadensis, 1999 nucleotides long. Its product is annotated as leucine aminopeptidase 1-like. The record is from RefSeq and is a predicted model, not a curated record. Gene Ontology annotation, molecular function: manganese ion binding; metalloaminopeptidase activity. The transcript is spliced from 10 exons. Lineage: Eukaryota; Viridiplantae; Streptophyta; Magnoliopsida; Asterales; Asteraceae. The coding region runs from base 16 to 1779 and encodes 587 amino acids. Gene Ontology annotation, biological process: proteolysis. Gene Ontology annotation, cellular component: cytoplasm.